This is a messenger RNA of Lecanosticta acicola, 1013 nucleotides long. The record is from the annotation of a GenBank genome assembly. Lineage: Eukaryota; Fungi; Ascomycota; Dothideomycetes; Mycosphaerellales; Mycosphaerellaceae.
AUGCAAACCAGAGACGACCUCCUCAUCUGCUCCGCUUGCGGCACCCAAUUCGACGUGCCCGCCUCCACGCCCCUGAAAGCAUGCCGUAUCUGUGAUGUAUCAAACACACCCCAUAUUACUCCAAAGCACUUGAAGACUAAAACCCCUUCCCAUCAGGAUCCCCGCCAAUUCGUCCCUCCCACAGGCCAAGCAUGGACCUCCCUCGCCCAAAUGCGACGCAGCAAGCACCACCGCAACACCUUCCACCAAGACCCCGUCGAGGCACGCAUGUGGUCCAUCACCACGACGCCGAAAUUCGCCAUCGGACAACGCUGCAUCCUGCUGCAGACGCCGGCGGGCAACAUCCUCUGGGACUGCAUCGCCUAUCUCGACCAGGAAACUUACGAAUUCAUCCGCUCCCGGGGGGGUUUGAAGGCCAUUGUCAUUUCGCAUCCGCACUACUACACGACGCAUCUGGAUUGGGCACGGACGUUUGCGUGUCCGGUGCUCUUGGCCGAGGAGGACGCGGGAUGGGUGAGUCGGAGGGAUUUUGAGGGGAGGAGGAAGUUAUUGGGGGGUGUGGAGGAGGAAGUCCUGGAGGGGGUGAAGGCUGUCAAGGUGGGCGGGCAUUUCCCGGGAAGUCUGGUUUUGUGGUGGGAUCGGAAAUUGUUCAUUGCCGAUUCGCUGGUUACUGUUCCGGUGAGUAUUAUCCAGGAGCGAGGUUUCUAUUUCAUACUGAUCGUUUUUUUUGGGGGGGGGAUGGAUAGAGUGCGCUGUAUCAUGUCGACCGACCGCCUGGCACGACUUCGUUUGCCUUCAUGUGGUCGAUUCCGAAUAUGAUCCCGUUGCCGCCAAAGGAACUGUACAAGAUGUGGCAAGCUCUGAAGCCUUUGGAUUUCGCAAGCACGCAUGGUGCAUUUGUGGGCACGGAAGUGCGAGAUGAGCGGGUGAAGGAGAGAGUAUUGGAGAGCAUGAAAAUCCAAGCCAAGGGAGAAGGCUGGGAGGAUGUCGAUAUUCUCCGGGAAACGCUGUGA